Messenger RNA from Medicago truncatula (barrel medic), 1575 nucleotides. Its product is annotated as ervatamin-B. The record is from RefSeq and is a predicted model, not a curated record. The transcript has 2 exons. Gene Ontology annotation, biological process: proteolysis. NCBI's taxonomy places the organism in Eukaryota, Viridiplantae, Streptophyta, Magnoliopsida, Fabales, Fabaceae. Gene Ontology annotation, molecular function: cysteine-type peptidase activity. The coding region runs from base 1 to 804 and encodes 267 amino acids.
AUGAUCAUCAUUUUGGCAUAUACCACUUUCAUUACACUCAUUUCUGGUUCCUCAAGUGAAUCACUUCCAUGUGCUUUAAAUGACGAUGUUUCAGCUGAAUUUCUCGCCUCAAAGACGGUAUACUUCAACACGAGUCUUGAUCAAAUUCCAAAAUUUGUGGAUUGGAGAACAAGAGGAGCUGUCACCUCUGUUAAACAACAAAGGGGAUGUGGGUCUUGUUGGGCGUUUGCUACUAUGGCAGCUCUAGAAGGCUUGUGGAAGAUAAGAACUGGCAACUUGAUCUCGCUUUCAGCUCAACACCUCGUAGAUUGUGACCCAGGAAGCAACGGGUGUGAGGGUGGCCAUAUUUUAAGUGCUAUUAAUUUUGAAACAGAGCAACACUCGGGCGGUGUUCCAAGUGAUUUUGACUAUCCAUAUAAAGGAGUUCAGGAACAAUGCCGCAAUGAUAUUAUACCAUCAGCAGGAUUUACUGGGUUUCAUUCAAUACGUCCUGGUGAUGAACAUCAGCUAUUACAAGCUGUGGCCCAACAACCAGUAGCAGCUAGUGUCGCUGCUGAUACUGACUUUCAAAAUUUCAAGGGCAGUGGGAUUUUUGAAGGAUCGUGUGCAAACGAAACGAACCAUUCUAUUGCUAUAGUGGGUUACGGGGUAAGCAAUGAUGGGAGGAAAUAUUGGAUAAUUAAAAAUUCUUGGGGCGAAGGAUGGGGGGACUUAGGCUAUGCGAAACUGAUAAGGGGAAAUGGACCAGUAGGUAAUUGUGGCAUUACUCGUCAUCCCUCUUAUUAUCCCAGUCUCACGGUUUAGGUUUGAGAUUCCCUCCAUUACACUAUAUAGUCCCUCUUAUCAUUUACAACUAGUCGGUUGACCCGUGCGACAUGACAACACCAAUGCAAAAAGAGUAUAUUAUAUGAGAAACAUAGAAGCAUGAAAAUAAAUUAAAACAAUAUGAAAUAUUAGCAAUUUAUAAAUACAACAUCACAUGAAAAUAAAUUAAAAUAAUAUGAAAUAUAUUAUAAUUGAAACUUCAUUGCAAGAUCACAUGGAUAGUAACAAUGUUAAGUAACGAAUAUUUUGGAACACUUAUUUGUAAAUUACAUUAGAUAUAAGAUUUGUAUUCAUUAGUUAACAAUAUCUCUAACCCUUUUCUUGAAGUAAUUAUGGACUUUUGAUACGUGCAUAUUAAAAAUCAAUCUAAAGAUCAGUUAAUACAUGGUUAAAAUUUGCAUAUCUUAAGAGCGUUAUAGACCUCAAGCUAUUGAUUUUAUAUUACUGACAUGGUGAUUUUCUAGAGCUAAAAUCAUAGGGUUGCCAUGAGAUACACAAAAUUGAUACACUUGUCUGAAGAGAUCAUAACCAUCAGUAUCCUACCAAAUCUCAUUGCUUGCAAUUAUAGUUUUCAUAAAAUCAAUCGAACUCCAUGUGCUUCGGCAGUAUUUGCACAUCUUAGCAGCCAUCAUGAACCAUAGAUAUAUGGAAAUUUUUGGAAGUGAAUGACAAACUCAAUAGGUUUGAAGUACAUGUUAUAAUGAUGACCACUACAACAAAGCAUGUUGCUUUCACAUUAAGUUUUCCCCA